AUGCAACGGAUCGCGAGCGGCGUGCUGCGGCAUGCCGCGCAGGCUCUGUCCGCGAGCGGGACGUCUCUGGCCUCCGAGGCCGCGCACAGCACCAGUGUCUACAACUACGCUAGCAUCUUGCGCACGUUCUCGGCCUCGUCCGGCGCCAGGACGGCCCGCUCGUGUCCCGCGCCACCGCGCACGUUCAGCACGUCCGCCGGGCAGGACAUCGGGAAGGGCGCGGGCUACGAAGGCACGAACCAGGGCGAGCAGGAGCCGGAGCGCGACGCGCGGAUCGUCGUGUUCGGCGGGAACGGCUUCGUGGGGUCGGCGGUGUGUCGCGAGGCCCUCGCGCAGGGGCUCGAGGUGACCGCGGUGUGCCGCUCGGGGCAGCCGAAGGAGCGCGGGCCGUGGGUGGAGGCCACGGAGUGGGUCGCGGCGGACGCGCUCAACCCGUCGACGUACAUUGAUGCCGCAGGCCUCGAGACGGCGAUGGGGGCGGUGUCGUGCGUGGGCGCGUUCGGGAGCAACGAGUUCAUGCUCCGCGUGUGCGGCGACGCGAACGUCGCGGCCAUCGAGGCCUGCAAGGCGGCGGGCGUGCCGCGCUUCGCUCUGGUCUCGGUCCACGACGUGCACCGCGAGGGGGCGUUCAAGCCCGUGCCGCUGCGCGGGUACUUCGAGGGGAAGGCCAAGUCCGAGGACGCGCUCGCGCGGUGCUACGGAAGCGACGGCGUGGCGAUGCGUCCUGGUUUCGUGUACGGCCCGCGCGCGGUGGGCUCGUUCACGCUGCCGCUCCAGAUGGUCGGCGGCCCGAUCGACGGGCUACUGAAGCGCGUGCCGGCGCUCGACGCCGCGGCGCGCGCGGUCGGGAGCGUGCCGCUGGUGGGCGCGGCUGCGGUGCCGCCGGUGGACGUGGCGGUGCUGGCGCGGGCGCUGGUGGCGGCCGCGACGGACCCGUCGGUGCCGGGGGGGGCGAUGGACGUGUGGACGAUCCGGGAGAGGUACGCAAGAUAG
Messenger RNA from Pedinophyceae sp. YPF-701, 993 nucleotides. The record is from the annotation of a GenBank genome assembly. Lineage: Eukaryota; Viridiplantae; Chlorophyta; Pedinophyceae.